CCCGGCCCGGCCCCGGCGCCUCAUUGUGCUUCGCCUCACGCCGGCCCAAGAUGGCGGCGGCGCCGGAGAGCCCCGCGAGCCGCUAACGACAAUAGAGGGCGGCUGAGGGGAGCGGGCGCCCCCGCCGGCACCGGCCUCCCCUCCCCGCCUCUCCCGCCGCUCUCCCCCCCCCCCUCCCCCUCUCCCUUCCCUUCCCUUCCCUUCCCCCCCCCCCCCCUCCCCUCCCGCCGCUGCCGCUGCCGCCGCCGCCGCCGCACCUCGCACACGCCCCCGGCCGGGCCUGGCCGCCACACCCCACCCCGGCCGGCCCCUCUAGCAUGGUGCGGGGCCGCCGCCGCCUCCUUCUCCGGCUGCCGACAUGGGCGAGAGGCUGGAGCUCCGGCUGAAGUCGCCCGUGGGAGCCGAGCCCGCCGUUUACCCCUGGCCGCUGCCCGUCUACGACAAACACCACGAUGCUGCUCACGAAAUCAUCGAGACCAUUCGGUGGGUCUGUGAAGAAAUCCCAGAUCUUAAGCUUGCUAUGGAAAACUAUGUUUUAAUUGACUAUGAUACAAAAAGCUUUGAGAGCAUGCAGAGGCUCUGCGACAAGUACAACCGCGCCAUCGACAGCAUCCAUCAGCUGUGGAAGGGAACCACACAGCCGAUGAAGCUCAACACUCGUCCCUCCAACGGCCUCCUCCGCCACAUCCUGCAGCAGGUCUACAACCACUCGGUGACUGACCCAGAGAAACUCAACAACUAUGAACCCUUUUCCCCAGAGGUCUAUGGAGAAACUUCCUUUGACUUGGUGGCUCAAAUGAUAGAUGAGAUUAAGAUGACAGAGGAUGAUCUCUUCGUUGACUUGGGCAGUGGUGUGGGCCAGGUGGUGCUGCAAGUGGCUGCAGCCACAAACUGCAAACAUCACUAUGGAGUGGAGAAAGCUGACAUCCCAGCCAAGUAUGCUGAGACCAUGGACAGAGAGUUCAGGAAGUGGAUGAAAUGGUAUGGGAAGAAGCAUGCAGAGUACACACUGGAGCGUGGAGACUUCCUCUCAGAAGAGUGGAGGGAGAGAAUUGCAAACACAAGUGUUAUCUUUGUGAACAACUUUGCCUUUGGGCCUGAGGUGGAUCACCAACUGAAGGAGAGAUUUGCAAACAUGAAGGAAGGUGGCAGAAUUGUGUCCUCAAAGCCUUUUGCACCUCUGAACUUCAGAAUCAACAGUCGAAACUUGAGCGAUAUUGGCACUAUAAUGAGGGUGGUGGAGCUGUCCCCUCUGAAGGGCUCAGUGUCCUGGACUGGGAAACCUGUCUCCUACUACCUGCACACCAUUGACCGAACCAUACUUGAAAACUACUUUUCUAGUCUCAAAAAUCCAAAACUCAGGGAGGAACAAGAGGCAGCUAGAAGGCGUCAGCAGAGAGAAAAUAAGAGCAACACAACAACUCCAACCAAGGUGCAAGAGAACAAGGAUUCUGGUGCUGAAGAAGAAAAGGCUGCAGCAAAUGCUGUGAAGAAGCCAUCCCCCUCCAAAGCACGGAAGAAGAAGCUGAGCAAGAAGGGGAGGAAGAUGGCAGGCAGGAAGAGAGGCAGGCCCAAGAAAAUGAACCCUGCCAGCACCGAGCGCAAGACCAAGAAGAACCAAACAGCACUGGAACUGCUGCAUGCUCAGACUGUGUCACAGACAGCUUCAUCCUCUCCUCAGGAUGCCUACAAGUCACCUCACAGCCCCUUCUACCAACUACCUCCUAAAGUGCAACGGCAUUCAUCCAACCAGCUGCUGGUGACACCCACCCCUCCUGCACUACAGAAGCUGCUAGACUCUUUCAAGAUCCAGUACCUGCAGUUCAUGGCCUACAUGAAGACUCCUCAGUACAAAGCAAAUCUGCAACAGUUACUGGAGCAGGAAAAGGAGAAGAAUGCCCAGCUCCUGGGCACAGCACAGCAGUUGUUCACCCACUGCCAGGCACAGAAAGAGGAGAUCAAACGACUGUUCCAGCAGAAGCUCGAUGAGCUGGGAGUCAAAGCUCUGACCUACAACGACCUGAUCCAGGCCCAGAAGGAGAUCUCUGCUCACAACCAGCAGCUGAAGGAGCAGACCAAGCAGCUGGAGAAGGACAACAGCGAACUCAGGAACCAGAGCUUGCAGCUGUUGAAGGCAAGAUGUGAGGAGCUGAAGCUGGACUGGUCAACACUGUCACUGGAGAACUUGCUGAAGGAGAAGCAGGCACUGAAGAAUCAGAUCUCUGAGAAACAAAAACACUGCUUGGAACUGCAGAUCAGCAUCGUGGAGCUUGAGAAGAGCCAGAGGCAGCAGGAGCUGAUGCAGCUCAAGUCCUACACCACCCCCUCAGAGGAGUCUCUGUCGGUCCAGCUCCGCACCAAACCCCACCUGAGCCGGGAGCCGGAGCCUGAGCACGGCAGGUUCCAGCUGGAGCUGGAAUGCUCCAAGUUCCCAAUGCCCCACAUCAAUGGCAUGAGCCCAGAACUCUCCAUCAAUGGCCAUGCUGCUCCCUAUGAAAUCCAGCAUGGCUUCAGCAGGCCUUCCUCCAAGCAGAACACCCCCCAGUACCCAACCUCUCACCUGGACCAGGACAUCGUUCCCUGCACCCCCAACCACAGCAGCAGGCAGAAGGCAGACAAGAUGAGCAGCUUGGCCCUACCUGACUACACCAGGUUCUCCCCAGCCAAGAUAGCCCUGAGGAGACAUCUCAACCAGGACCAUGGAGUCAAUGGCAAAGCAACAGCCAGUGAGAUACAGAGAGCUGAGCAUGCCAAGGAGAAUGGCCUCACCUACCCCAGCCCUGCGCUUGCCAAUGGCAUCAAGCUGAGCCCUCAGGAAGCUCGGCCCUGCUCCCCCGCGGCCUUACCCAUUGCAGGCGAGAAGGUUUUGAGAGAGAGAACCUCUGUGAGCAAUGGAGAAACCAUCACCAGCCUCCCCAUCAGUAUUCCUCUCAGCACAGUGCAGCCCAAUAAACUCCCUGUUAGUAUCCCUCUGGCCAGCGUAGUCCUCCCUAGCCGUGUUGAGAAGGUGAGAAGCACACCCAGCCCAGUUCAUCAGAGCAGAGACUCCUCCACACUUGACAAGCAGAUUGGUGCUAGUUCUCAUAAUGGUGUAAGCAAUGCUGCUGGAAACAAGCCACUGGCUUUGGCUACCUCAGGUUUUUCUUACUCUUCUGGCUCGGUGGCACUCAAUGGAAACCUUCCCAACAGCCCAGCCCACCUGAACCACAGCGCUGAGCAGGCAGCUCCGGACGACUCCGGCAGCCUCUUUAACUCAGUAGGCUCUCGGAGCUCCACUCCACAGCAUCCUCUGUUGAUGAUGCAGUCGAGGAACUCUGGGCAAAGCUCUCCUGCUCCCCAGCACUCCACCAGCCCCAGGCUGAACGGCACAGCCCAGAGCCUGGUCGGGGUUCUGCAGUAUGCAGACGCCCAGAAGAUGUUCGCCGAAGGAGCCAAGGGAGAGCUGCAGCCUGAGGCAGCCUUCGCGGAUGCCGAGAGCGAGGCCAAGAGGAGAAUCAUCUUUACCAUCUCCCCCAGUGCAGGCCAUGUGAAGCAGUCCCCAUCCAGCAAGCACAGCCCCCUGCCUGCCAGCACUCGGCCAGAGGCAGGCCAGGCCCAGGGGCAGGAGGGGAAGAAGCGAGGCCGAAGGAAGAGAUCCUCCACGGGCACCUUGAGCGGCUCCUCCGCGGUCUCCCCCAAGCGCAAGUCCCUGCCUGCUGUCUCGGGGCUCUUCACGCAGCCCUCGGGGUCACCACUCAAUAUCAGCUCCAUGGUCAAUAACAUUAACCAGCCUUUAGAAAUAACAGCCAUUUCCUCUCCUGAAAACUCCCUGAAGAACUCUCCUGUUCCUUACCAGGACAAUGACCAACCCCCAGUGCUGAAAAAGGAGAAGCCUCUGCUGCAGCCCAACGGCGUCCACUACUCACCGCUCACCUCCGACGAGGAGCAGGGCUCUGAAGAUGAGCACAACAGCAGCAGAAUCGAGAGGAAAAUUGCAACCAUCUCAUUGGAAAGCAAAUCCCCCCAGAAGGCUGUUGAGAAUGGUGGCAGCUUGGCCGGGAGGAAACCACCACAAAGCAACGAGAACAUCAACAGCAGCAAAUGGAAAUCAACUUUCUCCCCUAUCUCUGACAUCAACCCGACCAAAACCACAGACAGCUCCUUGCAGGCAGCCUCAGCCCUGGGUCAGAACUCGCUCUUCGCUUUCCGCCUGCCCUCCGACGACAGCCUGCCCAUGGAGGCCAAGCUGAGUGCUCACUCCAGGAAGGGCAUGGCCAUGCCCUCCUCGGGGGGGGAUGGGCUCAGCCCCAGCACAAACUCCACCAACGGCUUCAGCUACGGCGGGGGGCUGCCGGCCGAGGUGGGCGUGCACAGCUUCAUGGAUGCUGCUUCCCUGCCGCACAAGGCUGCGGAUGCCGCCGCUGGCUGCUCCCUGCCUUUCCAGUCUCAGCGAAGCAAAGAGGUGGGGAUAGCUGAGAGCAAUCCUUUCUUGAACAAGAGGCAGCUGGAAGGGCUCAGCAGCGCCAAAGGAGAAGAGUCCAACAGGUGUGGGAGCAAAGGCAAAGAGCUGAGCGAGGUCUGCAGCCGCCCCGGGGGCAGCUCGGAGAAGAGCUGCUCCCAGCACAACGGAAAGGUGAACAAAGGAAGGGACCGAGAGGUGGAGUUCAAAAACGGCCACAACCUUUUCAUUUCUGCUGCUGUCUCCUCCGGUGGCCUUCUGAACGGCAAAAGCCUUCCCCCUGCUGGCUCAGCAGCAGCAGGCAACCCAGCGUCUUCUGUCCAGCCUCACCACCCCUUCCUCAGCACUCUGAGCACUGGAUCGCAGUUCCCCCUGGGCUCCAUGGCCUUGCAAGCAAACCUCAGCUCGGUGACAAACUCCUCAGUCUUGCAGUCCUUAUUUAACUCCAUGCCAGCUGCUGCCAGCCUGGUCCACGUCUCCUCAGCUGCAACCAGGCUGACUAACUCUCACACUAUGGGGAACUUCUCUCCUGGGGUUACAGGUGGAACAGUUGGAGGUGUUUUUAACCAUGCGGUGCCUUCUGCCUCCUCUCCUCACCAGUUUGGAGCCAGUUUCAGCAGUGCUGUUUCUAGCAGCACGGUGCUAAGCUUAAACCCCCUGCAGGCUGUCGCCAGCUCCUCCUCCUCCUCCUCCUCAUCCUCAUCUUCAUCCUCAUCCUUCCCACCCUCCUCCUCUAAUUUAGCGGCACCUAGCGAGAGCAGAGCUGCUCAGCACCUCGGCAGAGCUCCAGUGCAAUCUGUUUUCCAUCCCCCUCCUAACGUCUCCCUGCCUCCUCCUCCUCCCCUGCUGGCCUCUAACCCCGAGCCUGCCCUCCUGCAGAGCCUGCCCUCCCUGCCCCCCGCCGAAGCCUUCCUGCCCCCCUCCUCUGCUGCUCCCCCCCAGCCUGCUAACGCUUCUCUGUCUCUCAAGCUGGCUUCCCUGCAGCACAAAGCCUCUCGGCCCUCCUUUACAGUCCAUCACCCUCCCCUGCCCCGCUUGGCGCUGGCACAGGCUGCCCCCGACGCCGCUGGCAGCUCGGCCGUGUGGGUGGCCCUUGGCAUGCAGGCUCCCGGGGCCAAGCCGCGCUAGAGAGAGCUUGCUUAGCUAACUGCUUGUGCUGCAAGGUAAUUAGGAUUUCUACCUCAACCCAAUGUGACCUAUGCAAGGACAACGUGGACCAACUUCACUCAGCUUCCACUGAAAGGUGCUCACCUGGGCCUGUGCAGGGGUUUCUACUCUCUUACUACUGGACAAAAACCAAACCCAACUGAGAAUAACAAUAAAAAACCACCACGAAAUCCCAACCCCCCCACACAGAGAGACAAAACAAAGGCAAACAGAAAUCACAGAAGAGCAAAGAUUUUCGUUUCCCCCCCCCCCUCACCACCACCUUGUUUUUAACUGUGAACCUGAGUGAGGAAAAAGAAGAGGAAGAAAAGACAACAACAAAGGCAAAAGAAACACUUCAAAGCUCCACUUUGGGCUUGGUUUUAGUUUAGAGCUUUUCUUUUGGGGUGGAAUUGAUUUGUUGGAGGGGAGGGGGGUUAGGGGGUUUGGGAGGGGGAUGGGGGGAGAGGGAAGGAAUUAUUCCACCUAGGGGCAGAAAGAAAUAAGCCAAUGACAACUUUUUGGGUAGCUCUGAAGGGUUUAAGGUGUUGGCACCACCAGCAGAGGUUGAGGGAGGGGAAAGCCUCUCCUCAUCUCUCCUCCUUUCCCUUCCUUCCCCUCUUCCCCUUCCCUUCCCCUCGGUGCUAUUUCACCCCUUGGGAAUCUGUGCCUCUAAAGUUUGACUCCUUGGUGCUGAGUUUUGGAGGGCUUGACCAAUGCCAAACCCA
Messenger RNA from Pogoniulus pusillus (Red-fronted tinkerbird), 6312 nucleotides. It is a transcript of the gene DOT1L, whose product is annotated as DOT1 like histone lysine methyltransferase. Lineage: Eukaryota; Metazoa; Chordata; Aves; Piciformes; Lybiidae. The record is from RefSeq and is a predicted model, not a curated record. Gene Ontology annotation, molecular function: histone H3K79 methyltransferase activity. The coding region runs from base 359 to 5566 and encodes 1735 amino acids. Gene Ontology annotation, biological process: regulation of transcription regulatory region DNA binding; heterochromatin formation; DNA repair. Gene Ontology annotation, cellular component: nucleus. The transcript has 29 exons.